Strongylus vulgaris is the source of this 207-nucleotide messenger RNA. The record is from the annotation of a GenBank genome assembly. NCBI's taxonomy places the organism in Eukaryota, Metazoa, Nematoda, Chromadorea, Rhabditida, Strongylidae.
AUGCGCGAAUAUUUACAGCCAAUGAGAGAAUUGCAGGAAGGCAUUACUUUUGUCUCUGUUGGCCAUCGAUUUUCUCUGAAACAAUUCCACGAUAUGGAGCUACGAUUACUUGGUAGAGGAGAAUGGUCCAUGUACGAUAUCGACUCUGCUUCAGUCGCAAGCCGUGCUGCCAGUCUUUUCGGCAACGACACUAUAAUGUCGAUGUAG